AUGAAGGUCCUCAGCAAAGAAGAGGAGGCCGAGCACUACAGCGUCGUCGUCAAGGCCGGCCUCAUCGGCGGCACUGUCGGCUUCGGUGCCGGCCUCGGAGGCGUCCUCUUCGCAUCCAGGCGCUACCCGGCGUUCCGUCAGCUCACCCUGCCCUUCCGCUCCUUCCUCGUCACCUCGUCCGCCACCUUCGGCGCCAUCGUCCAUGCCGACCGCGAAUCGAUCCGCUUCGGCAAGGAAAAAGACCCGAUGUACGGCUACAAAGACGCGACCGCGCGCGCCGUCGCCGAGGCCAAGGCCAACGAGCCAACACUGCAGAAACUCAAGGAGUGGGGUCGCGAGAACCGCUACUCCAUCGUCUUCGGCUCCUGGCUCGCCUCCAUGGGCGUCGCCCUCUCCAUCGUCGGCCGCGACAAGUACCUCACCGGCCCCCAGAAGCUCGUCCAGGCUCGUGUCUACGCCCAGGCCCUCGCCGUCGCCAUGCUCGUCGUCACCGCCGCCUUGGAGAUGAAGGACGCCAAGCAGGGCGCCGGCCGCUGGGAGACGGUUAUGAUUAUCGAUCCCGAGGACCCGGAGCACAAGCACCUCAUCCAGAAGAAGAUUCACAAGGAGGAAUACGAGGGUCAGGACCUGUGGAAGGACAUGGUUGCUGCCGAGGAGCGCCGCAUCGCCGCUCGCAAGGCUGGCGAACACAAGUAA
Molecule: messenger RNA, 696 nt
Organism: Colletotrichum graminicola M1.001
Lineage: Eukaryota; Fungi; Ascomycota; Sordariomycetes; Glomerellales; Glomerellaceae
Exons: 2
Coding region: 1-696 (231 amino acids)
Biological process (GO): mitochondrial respiratory chain complex IV assembly
Cellular component (GO): mitochondrial inner membrane
Source: RefSeq, a predicted model, not a curated record